AUGACGGUGGUAAUCAGAUUUGAAGUGGAGGAGAAUUUCCAUUCAGCUAUGAAGGUGUGGUUCUCUUUAAAUCUGCUCUCCCCUUGGUGGUGCACAGUACUUGAAAGCAGGGAAUCUAAAGCCACAGACCUGCGUGUGUCUGGCCCUCACUGCGUCCUGGGACAGCUCUUGAAAUAUUUGAAGAAGCUCUCCACCUUGCCCAUUACAGUAGACAUUCUUGCGGAGACCGGGGUUGGGAAAACAGUAAAUAGCUUGCGAAAACACGAGCAUGUCGGAGGCUUUGCCAGGGACCUGGUGGCCCAGUGGAAGAAGCUGGUUCCGGUAGAGCGAAACUCUGAGCCUGACGAACAGGACUUUGACAAGAGCAAUUCCCGAAAGCGCCCCCGGGAUGCCGUUAAGGAGGAGGAGGUGGAGGGGGACUACCAGGAAAACUGGAAAGCUUCCAGCAGCCAAUCCUACAGUCCUGACCACAGGCAGAAAAAACACAGAAAACUGCCGGAACCCGAGAGAACUCACCAAGUGUCUCACAUUCAAGAGAGGAGAGACGAGAGAAAGAGGUGCCAUCGAGUUUCCCCCGUUUACUCGUCGGACCACGAGUCUUCUGAUUACGGCCACGUCCAGUCCCCUCCGUCGUCCGCCAGUCCCCAUCGAAUGUCCGUGGACCAUUACAGAUCUCCAGAGGAAGAUCACGAGCCCUUUGUCCCACAUCAGGAACCUGGGAAAGGCCACAGUAAUGCCUUUCAGGACAGACUGGGGGUCAGUCUGGACCGACACCUGGGGGUCCCCCAGGGGAAAGGGGUUGUGAGUCAGAAUAAGGAGCACAGAUCCUCUUAUAAGGAAAAACGUCCAGUGGAUGCCAGAGGAGAUGGGAAGUCGUCUUUGGGCAGAGAGAAAUCACACAAGUCUGUCUCCAAAGAGGAAAACCGAAGGCCACUCUCUGGGGAUAGCAUGAAGGAGAAGCUGCCCUCUGGUGUCAAGAAAGAGAAGGAGAAAGAGGGCAGCACCAAGAAGAAGCUGGAAGUUGCCUCAGACAACCACCUUAAAAAGCCAAAGCACAAAGACCCAGAGAAAACCAAAUCGGACAGAAACAAGCAGAAUCUAGACAGCUUCGAUGUCAGGAAGGAGGACCCGCUGCCCAAGGUGAAGGAGAGGGUUUCUAACAACCUGAAAACUCCAGAAGGGAAAGGAAGAACCUCUCACUCAGACAGAAAGUCCCUGGGCUCCCUCGCUAAGGUUGAGGAGGCAGAUGUGGAUGACGAGUUUGAGCAGCCCACCAUGUCCUUUGAGUCCUACCUCAGCUACGACCAGCCCCGCAAGAAAAAGAAAAAGAUCGUGAAAGCUUCGACCACGACUCUUGGAGAAAAAGGACUUAAAAAAAAUGAUUCGAAAAGCACUAAUAAAAACUUGGACUCCGUUCAGAAAUUACCGAAGGUAAAUGAAAACAAGUCCGAGAAAUUGCAGGCAGCUGGAGCCGAUUCAGCCAAGCUGAAAAAGGUCCCCGCUGGUGCUUUGCCGGUGUUGCCAGACCUCCCGCUACCCAUGAUCCAGGCCAAUUACCGGCCGUUUUGUACCCUGGAAUUGCUGUCUUCCUUCCCACCAAAGCGAAAAGCACUCUCUUCACCUCAAGAGGAGGAGGAAGCUGGUUUCACCGGACGAAGAAUGAAUUCCAAGAUGCAGGUGUACUCUGGCUCCAAGUGUGCCUAUCUCCCCAAAAUGAUGACCUUGCACCAGCAGUGCAUCCGGGUACUUAAAAACAACAUCGAUUCAAUCUUUGAAGUGGGUGGCGUCCCAUAUUCUGUUCUCGAACCCGUUUUGGAGAGGUGUACGCCUGAUCAACUGUACCGCAUUGAGGAAUACAAUCAUGUAUUAAUUGAAGAAACAGAUCAAUUAUGGAAAGUUCACUGUCACCGAGACUUCAAGGAAGAAAGGCCGGAGGAGUACGAGUCGUGGCGGGAGAUGUACCUGCGGCUCCAGGACGCGCGGGAGCAGCGGCUGCGAGUGCUGACCAAGAACAUCCGGUCCGCGCACGCCAACAAGCCCAAAGGCCGACAGGCAAAGAUGGCCUUUGUCAACUCUGUGGCCAAGCCCCCUCGUGACGUCCGGCGGAGACAGGAGAAGUUUGGAACCGGCGGGGCAGCUGUGCCUGAGAAAAUCAGGAUCAAGCCAGCCCCGUACCCCGCGGGAAACAGCCAUGCGCCCUCUGGCAGCGGUGGCAACAGCUUCAGCGCCAGCCCCGAGCAGCCCACCUACGAUGGUCCGAGCACCAGCAGUGCCCACUUGGCGCCCCUGCUCAGCACCGUUUCCUAUGAUCCUAGGAAACCGACUGUGAAGAAAAUUGCCCCGAUGAUGGCCAAGACGAUUAAAGCUUUCAAGAACAGGUUCUCGCGACGGUAAACUGAGGACUCGCCUUGGAGACAAUUUGGGAGAGGAGGACAAGACAGUGUGGGUUGGGGAAUGGAGCUUCCGGAGGAGACCAGACUCCUCUGCUUUGAGGAACCUUUUGGCUCCGGACCCCGCGCGGUCUGCAGGUGUGGCCCUGUGACCCUGUGCCCCGCGGCCACUGCCUCCCCGCCCGGAGAACCCUUCAGAAUUCUGAAGAUGUGAAGCCUCAGGCUUGCUGAGGGUUUUAAGGUCAAUUAUACUUUUGUUGUUAAUUAGCAUCUUUGUAAACCUAAGACAUAGUUUUAAUUAAUAAAUAUUGCCCCCAGAUUGUAUUUAUAUUA
This is a messenger RNA of Suricata suricatta (meerkat), 2723 nucleotides long. It is a transcript of the gene ELOA, whose product is annotated as elongin A. Gene Ontology annotation, cellular component: elongin complex; nucleus. The transcript has 12 exons. Gene Ontology annotation, molecular function: protein binding. The coding region runs from base 1 to 2394 and encodes 797 amino acids. Lineage: Eukaryota; Metazoa; Chordata; Mammalia; Carnivora; Herpestidae. Gene Ontology annotation, biological process: transcription elongation by RNA polymerase II. The record is from RefSeq and is a predicted model, not a curated record.